Molecule: messenger RNA, 3765 nt
Organism: Nematolebias whitei (Rio pearlfish)
Lineage: Eukaryota; Metazoa; Chordata; Actinopteri; Cyprinodontiformes; Rivulidae
Gene: cilp2
Product: cartilage intermediate layer protein 2
Exons: 9
Coding region: 1-3765 (1254 amino acids)
Source: RefSeq, a predicted model, not a curated record
AUGAUGGAAUUAACCAAACUGGCCCUUCUGCUGUCUUUCCUGGCCUCAGCGACUUUGUGUCAAGGUAAGUCAAAUUUUUCAUCUAUAAGGAGCAGGAAUCUGUCAGACAGAAGCAAACGAGUGGCUUUUCAGACAUUCACAGACUCACAGACAGGAGUGACUGAGUGGACAUCCUGGUUCAACAUUGACCAUCCUGGUGGAAAUGGGGAUUAUGAGCGCCUGGAGGCGAUUCGUUUCUACUAUAGAGAGAGAGUUUGUACACGACCUACAGCCAUGGAGGCUCGCACCACAGACUGGGUGUCAGCUGCAGACACUGGCGAAGUGGUCCACUCCAGUUUGGAGAAGGGCUUCUGGUGUAUCAACAAAGAACAGCUGCAUGGCCGCAUCUGUUCCAACUACCAUGUUCGCUUUCAGUGUCCCCCAGUGCAGAGUUAUUGGACUGACUGGAGUGAGUGGGGACCCUGUUCAACUACAAUGUGUAAUGAUGUGGGAGUCCAGGUUCGGCAAAGGAAAUGUGUGAGUGCUCAGUCCAUGCCUCUUCUGUUUGUGCCAGCAUGUCAAGGACACCACUCAGAGAGGAGGGAGUGCUCCAACCCACCAUGCACAGCCAAAUGGAAUCCAUGGGGUCUCUGGGGGCCAUGUUCAGCAACCUGUGGUGGAGGUCGCCGAACCAGAAAAAGGACCUGCGUGAGGACCUCAGCAGCAGUUCAUUGUAAAGGACGAGCUGUUGAAGUCCAGAAGUGUGGAAAAAGUCCAUGCCCAGCAAAAUGCCAGCAUGUUUGCACGGAAGGCCGUCCCAGUGAGGACUGCAGCAUCUGUGUCUGUGAUGGCCACGAGGUGCAUGGAGAUGUCCAAAGUGUCACUGGAUUCCCCAUAGCGGGCGCCAGUAUAACUCUGGCCAGUCAUCCUAAAGUCAUACAUGCAAGUACAGACAGCAAAGGACAGUUCAGGCUUGUGGGAGUCUGCUCCUCCAGCUCGAGUUUGAUCACCAUCAGGAAGGACAAGUUUGUUCCUGUCAACGUCUCCACAACCAGUAAUGCUACAGGGACGUCCUGGUUGCGAGCUGUUCUCAAAUCAGCGGAAAAGCCCUACAUUGUGAAACACCCAGAGGACAAAGUGCGUUACGAAGGAGGACGGGUGUUAUUGUGCUGCACAGCAACAGGAUCACCAGCUCCUGACAAAUACUACUGGUACCACAAUGGGACUCUGCUGGACAGGAAGCUGUACAAGUACGAGGAGGACCUUAUUCUCCGGGAUAUAAAGCAAGAAGAUUCAGGGGAAUACUACUGCAAAGCCAGUAGCCCUGCAGGCAGCAUCAAGUCCACCCCAGCCCUCCUUACUGUGAUUGCUAAAGGAACCCCAGCAUGCAAUUCUACCCCUGAAUCACACCUCAUCAGACUACCAAUGGACUGCGUUCAACCCGGAACUGCCUCCAAGUAUUACAAUGCUGGCCGCUGCCCUCACAACAAAUGUGCUGGUUCCCUUGACUUUGACAUGCGCUGCAGAGAUGGAGCUGGAUUCUGCUGCGGGGUCCAGAAGAUGGAGAGUAAAGUCAUUGAUUGUGGGAACUACAAGCUCCCUAUCAGAGCUGUGACGCAGUGCGGUUGUCAGAACUGUGUGCAGCCCACUGUGCUGGUUCGUGGCAGAGUUGUCUCAGCUGACAAUGAUGAGCCUUUACGUUUCGGGCACAUCUACAUUGGUAAAGAAAGAGUGGGCACCACUGGAUACCAAGGAGGGUUCACGUUGCAAAUUACUCCAGACACUCAAAGAUUAGUGAUAAAUUUUGUUGACCCCACUCAGAAGUUUAUUGACACUCCAAAGGUGUUCAUUUUUGACAAGAAAAGUGGCUCGAUUUAUCAUGAUGUAAAAGUGAUGAAAAAGCAGCUGCCAAUUGAUAUCAAUGCAGGAGAAACCAAUUUUAUUGACUUGGGAGAAAUUAAAGGUGAAGAUCCAAUAGGGCAGUUGGUUAUUCCACCCAAUUCCUUCCAUAAAGACAGCGGUGAGAUCUAUGAGGGGACUGUGAAAGCCAGUGUCACAUUCAUUGAUCCAAGAAACAUCACUACAGCAGCUGCAGCCCCUGGUGACCUCAACUUUGUGAAUGACGAGGGUGACAUGCUUCCUUUACGGACCUAUGGCAUGUUUUCUGUUGACUUUAGAGAUGAGACAAACAAGGAAGUACUUGGAGCUGGGGCAGUCCAAGUCCUCCUUGACACACAGCAUGUUAAAAUGCAAGAGCAUAUUCCCGAAAUGAAGCUGUGGUCUUUAAACCCAGAGACAGGUGUCUGGGAAGAGGAGAGUAAAUUUUCCCACAGCAAAACCCCCACUAGUGGUCAUGGACGAAGCAAACGUGAGGACCGCACAUUUCUGAUAGGCAAUAUGGAGAUCAGAGAACGUAGAUUGUUUAAUUUAGAUGUGCCUGAAAACCGGCGCUGUUAUGUUAAAGUGCGUGCCUACAUGAGCGAUAAAUUCCUACCGUCUGAACAGCUCGAGGGUGUUGUAAUCAGCUUGAUUAACUUGGAGCCCAAACCUGGUUAUUCAUCAAAUCCCAGGGCAUGGGGCCGCUUUGACAGUGUCUUAACUGGGCCCAAUGGAGCGUGUUUGCCAGCCUUCUGCGAUGCCGUGAGACCUGAUGCUUACACUGCUUAUGUUACAGCAAUGCUUGGUGGAGAGGAGCUGGAUGCAGCUCCUUCCUCCCCCAAGAUGAAUCCAAAUGUCAUUGGUGUGGCUCAACCCUACCUAGACAAGCUAGAUUAUCAACGGUGUGAUCAUGACGAUCCAGCUCUGAAGAAAAAUGCUUUCAGAAUUAACUUGGCAAAGCCUAAUCAAAACAAUUUUGAUGAAACUAAUGGACCAAUAUAUCCAUAUCAAAAUUUAUUAGGCUGUGAAAAUGCCCCUGUGGAUGCUAAUCAUUUUAGAUUUUUCAGAGUAGAAAAGGACAAGUAUGAAUACAAUGUUGUUCCCUUUGAGGAAAAUGACUUGACAACAUGGACAAGAGACUACCUUUCCUGGUGGCCUAACCCCCAGGAAUUCAGAGCAUGUUACAUCAAGGUCAAAAUUCAUGGCCAAAAAGAACUGAUGGUUCGGUCAAGAAACCUGGGAGGAACACAUCCAGAGACAAGAGGCAAACUAUAUGGUAUUAGAGACAUUCGUAGUACCCGUGACAUGCGAGAGGCCAACACCUCAGCUGCCUGUGUGGAGUUCAAAUGUAGUGGCAUGUUGUUUGAUCAGGCAGAGGUGGACAGAUCUCUCAUAUCACUGAUUCCACAGGGCAACUGUCGCAGGAUUAGUACCAAUGGCCUUCUACAGGAGUAUCUCAUCAAACAUCCACCAAUUGCUCAUAAUAAUGAGUCACAUGCUCUCACCAUGUUAGCACCUGUUGAUCCUUUAGGACACAACUAUGGCAUCUACACAGUCACAGACCAAAACCCCAGAGUGGCCAAAGAAAUUGCCAUUGGGCGCUGCUUUGAUGGAACAUCAGAUGGUUUCUCCAGAGAGAUGAAGUCCGACUAUGGAGUGGCAGUGACCUUCCUUUGUCCAGAAAGGAAGAUAAACAGAGAAAGCCUCUUUCAGCGUCUGCAAACAAACCCAGGUCAGACACUUUCUCAGAUGGCGAGGGACAUGAGAGAACAGGGGGGUGUGCAGGUGCAGAGAUCUUCUACCCAGGUUGUGGCUUAUCCUUCAGAGCAGCAAGCAAGGAGCCAGAGUCGCAGAGUUAGUUCUACAACCAGAAGAAGAGCAUCCAUGCGAGCACAGCAGCGCCAAUAG